AUGCUGAUUGUUCAAGAUAUACGCACUCAGACCAAGACUUGGAUCUCGACCCGAACAGGCACCGUCCCCCAAGGUUGGCGCGCCACGCCCGGCACCGUCGUCAUGAAGUUCGGCGAGCAGCUCCACUCGAGCAUCAUCUCAGAGUACCAAUGGCACUACAUCGACUACGACGCCCUCAAGCAGUGUCUCAAGAAGGCCACCCGACCUGCCCAGGAGGCUUCCUCCUCCGCCGCCUCCGCGAGCGCCUGGACCAACGAUGACGAGGUCGAGUUUGUCAGUCUGCUGGACGAGCAGCUCGACAAGGUCUACAGCAAGACCCAGGUCAAGACGUCCGAGAUCCAGCGCCGCAUCAUGUGGGAGCAGAAGGAGGUCGAUGCCUUGGUCAAGCGCAUGCACGAGCGCGGGCCCAACGAGCCGGGCCCCAGCGAGGAGGAGUUCAUCGCCCGCGAGGAGUUCCUGAGCGACAUUAUUGCCGACGUCCACGACCUCGCCAAGUUCGUCCAGGUCAACUACACCGGCUUCCUCAAGAUCGUCAAGAAGCACGACAAGGUCACCAACCAGCACCUGAAGCCGAUCUGGGGCGUCAUGAUGAGCCAGAAGGCCUUCUUCAAGGAGGACUACGAUCGCGAUGUCGUCAAGCUCUCCCGGAUGUACGACGUUGUACGAACCCGAGGCAACCCCAUCAAGGGAGACAGCGCUGCUGGCGGGAGCCAGGGCAGCUUUGUGCGACAGACGACCAAGUACUGGGUGCACAAGGAGAACAUCACGGAGCUCAAGCUCAUCAUCCUGAAGCAUCUUCCCGUGCUGGUUUUCAACCCCAAGAAGGAGUUUGAGGCCGAGGACGCCGCCAUCACCUCCAUCUACUAUGAUAACCCCGACACCUGGGACCUGUACGAAGGCCGCCUCAAGAAGACAGAGGGUGCCGAGGCCAUACGUCUGCGUUGGUAUGGCGGCAUGCAGAACGAUCAGAUCUUUGUCGAGCGAAAGACGCACAGAGAGGACUGGACUGGCGAGCAGUCGGUCAAAGCACGCUUCUCUAUCAAGGAGAAGAAUGUCAACGCCUACAUGCGGGGAGAUCUUCUGCCGGCUGCUUUGUUCGAGAAGGCGCGCAAGGAUGGCAAGAAGUCGGAGAAGCAGAUUGCGGAAGAUCAGAAGCUGGCUCAAGAGAUCCAGUGGUCUAUCUUGAAGAAGGGCUACAAGCCAGUGUGCCGGUCUUUCUACAAUCGAACGGCCUUCCAGCUUCCGGCAGAUGCUCGCGUCCGUAUCUCGCUUGACACCGAGCUCACCAUGGUCCGUGAAGACAACUUGGACGGCGUCAAGCGCUCUGGUGACAACUGGCGGCGCAUGGACAUUGGUGUCGACUAUCCGUUCUCCCAGCUGCCGCCUGGCGAUAUUGAGAAAUUCCCCUAUGCUGUCUUGGAGGUAAAGCUCCAGACCCAGCACGGGCAAGAGCCUCCGGAGUGGGUUCGACAGCUUAUCUCCAGCCAUCUGGUUGAAGCUGUACCCAAGUUCUCCAAGUUCAUCCAUGGAACGGCUACGCUUUUCCCUGAUCGGAUCAAGUUGUUGCCCUUCUGGAUGCCCCAGAUGGAUGUGGACAUCCGGAAGCCGGUUAUGCAAAACUUUGGUAUCCGCCGUCCUGGGCAAUCGCCGACGAGCGGAACCACCUCUGAUGACGAUGACGAUGAGGACGAUCUCGAUUCGGAUACGGACGAAGGACCUGGCGGGCCGCAACACAGUGGUUCCAAUGGCCGGUCUGCACUAAGCGGGGGCCAAGCUCUCAACCUAGCGGAUCUCGAGAACCAGACGGCUGAAGAUAUAGCGCCUAACGAGGACUACCCUCUGUAUGACUCUGACGACGAAUAUGACUCCGAAGAUGCCCUCGAAGAGUCAAGGAGGGUUGGCGGUUGGACGUAUUAUUCUGCCCUCGGCAAGAGCUACGCACGAGCUGCUGGCCGCGGUCUUGAGACUGCUAUCAAAACACUCGCACCGGUUCCGCGCGCAAGCGAAGUUGGACCGAGCAAUCGGCAGCGCAUGUUCUUUGGUGGCCAAGAACUUCAAACCAAGAAAUUCAAGGCGCCAAAGGGAAAGAAGAUCUACGUACCUGUUCGCGUCGAGCCAAAGGUGUAUUUCGCCGCCGAGAGGACAUUCCUUGGAUGGCUCGAAUUUUCCAUCUACAUUGGUACGAUUGCGGUGACCUUGCUCAAUUUCGGCACAAAACCCAAUGCUACGUCUUUCAUUGUUGCUGGUGUCUUUACCCUCCUCGCUAUCAUGGCUCUUUGCUACUCCGUGGGCAUUUACCUCUACCGAAGCGCGGCUAUUAGGGAACGCAGGGCUGCAAAGUUCUACGACAGGUGGGGCCCCAGCGUGUUGUGUGGCGCUCUAUUCAUUGCCGUCGGGUUGAAUUUCGCCUUCGAAGGUCGGGAUAGAGAGAUUCGGUGA
Molecule: messenger RNA, 2439 nt
Organism: Neoarthrinium moseri
Lineage: Eukaryota; Fungi; Ascomycota; Sordariomycetes; Amphisphaeriales; Apiosporaceae
Exons: 2
Coding region: 1-2439 (812 amino acids)
Biological process (GO): vacuolar transport; polyphosphate metabolic process; vacuole fusion, non-autophagic
Cellular component (GO): fungal-type vacuole membrane; vacuolar transporter chaperone complex
Source: RefSeq, a predicted model, not a curated record